AUGGCCGACGUCGACGUCCCCAGCGACGUCUGGACGCCCGACGUUCCCGUGAUUAUUGCGGCCAACCGCCUCCCUGUCCGUCUCUUCAGAGCUCGAGAAGAAGAUAGCAACGACACGCAGUGGCAGGUCGAGUGGGCUGGCAACCGCAUGAUCGAGUCGCUGAACACGCUGUCGUACCAUGAGAUCCCUUCGGAGCGCGCCAGUAUCAAGUUCGUGGGCCGGAUAGCAGAAGUUGACGUCCCUCCGGACGAGCGUCAGCAGGUGGAACUGCUGCUACGAGACCUGAAUUGCUUCCCUGUCUUCCUCGAUACCGAAGAGGCCAAACUGUACUACGAAGGCUACUGCAAACAGACACUAUGGCCUACGUUCCACAAUGUUGUGGACGUCUAUAGCCCCGUAGAUGUCGUGCUGGACGUAGACGCGCAGCAGCAGCUGACCCCUGCAGCUCAAUCGUGGAAUCCUGGCUGGCAAAAAGGGGCGUGGCAAGCUUAUGCCAAUGUAAACCAGCAAUUCGCACACAAGAUAUGCGAGCUUUAUGAGCAGGGAGACGUCAUAUGGGUGCAGGACUACCACUUGUUGCUGACUCCGAGCUACAUUGUGAAGAAGGUGAGAGCAGCAAAUGUCGGACUCUUUUUGCAUGUGCCGUUCCCGUCCUCGGAGGUUUUCCGUACCUUGUCAAUGAGGAGAGAGCUCUUGCGAGGUAUGCUCAAUGCAGAUCACAUUGGGUUUCACUUGUAUGAGUACGCGCGGCAUUUCAUGUCGGCGUGUCGGCGGAUCUUAGGGCUGAGCUACAAACCGAUUUUACGAGGGCAGUUGGGGAUUGACUAUGGUGGUCGACGUGUCGCUGUGACGUGCAGUCACAUGGCGAUUGAUGCAAAGCGCAUUGAGGAGACUUUGGCGAGUAACGACGUACGCGACGCGGUGGUGGCACUGCGUCAGAAGUACCGCGACAAGAAGAUCUUUGCAGGCUGUGACAAUGUCGAACGUCUCAAAGGCAUCCCGUCCAAGAUGCUUGCGUUCGAUGGAUUUCUGUCACGAUGCCCGGACUUUGUAGGCAAAGCGGUGUUGGUGCAGAAGGGAAUUCGUAGACGCGGACGUGUGACGGAUUAUCUGCAGAGCAAAAAAGAGAUUGAACUGGCGGUUGGGGCAAUCAACGCUAAGUAUCGCGACGCUGCUGAGGGUAAUGUAGUGGACUAUGAAGAAGUUGACGAGUUUUCAUGCAAGGAGCGUGUAGCCCUGUGGCGCGUUGCGGAUGUGCAAAUCACGACUGUGCUGCGGGAUGGACUCAACACGACACCGUUCGAGUAUAUUGCCACGCACAAAAACUCGCCUGGCGUUGUGAUCACGAGUGAGUUUUCCGGUAGCAGUCGCCUCCUGAGCGGUGCACUGACAGUGAACCCAUGGCAAUUGGACCAAGUCAUCGACGCGCUCCGCAACGCUGUGUACAUGCCAAGGAACGAGCGUGAGCAUCGACGCAAUUGUGACUUCCACUUUGUGUCGGCGAACCCCCCGCGUCGCUGGGCCAGGUGCGUGCUCACAGACAUUGUGAAUGCACGGAAGAAGGAAGAGUCGUUUGUUUACAUGGGCACAGGCUUUGGUCUCGAUUUUCGUCUGAUAGAAGUCAGCUCGCGGUUCCGAAAACUGACGGACCAAGAAGUUGUACCAGGAUAUCGCUCGAGUAGAAAUCGCGCGAUCUUUCUGGACUACUACCGAACGUUGACUUCAGAUGUAUCAAAGCUGACGGGUGUUGGAUGGCCUGACGUACCACUAAGCGCUUUGGCUACACUUGAACAGUUGUGCAAAGAUCCUCGUAACACCGUGUUUAUCGUGAGUGGAUGCAAUUGCGAUCUCCUUACACAAAAGUUUGGUGGGGUACCAGGUUUGGGGCUCGUAGCCGAGCACGGGUAUUUUAUCCGGCCUGCCGUGCUAGGCAGCAAUGCUCGCAUUGGACGUCCAUGGGAAAGACAUGGCGACCUUUUGCAGGCAGAGGGAAGCCAUCAGCGGUGGCGCGCCAAGGCAGAAAAGGUCAUCCAGCUUUACGUAGAUCGAACGAAUGGGUCUACGCUGGAAAUGCGAAGAAGCGCCGUGCUGUUCCGCUACGGCAAGUCAGAUUUUGAUUUUGGCAUAUUGCAGGCAACUGAGCUGAAGGAACAUCUAGAGGGCGUUUUUGAGGGCUGGCCAUUGAACAUCAUUCAAGGAAAAGAUUACAUUGAGGUGCGGCCGGAAGGUCUAGGCAAGGGGGAGAUCGUCGAGCACCUGCUGAAGAAGAUGCGCGUGGAUGGAAAACCAGCAGAUUUUGUUCUGUGCAUCGGCGAUGAUGUGGCCGACGAGCUUAUGUUCGAUCAGGUCACAAAGAUGGUCACACACGAUGAGCUACCAAGAGACAAGGUGUUUACAUGCACGGUAGGUCAGAAGCCGUCUAAGGCUGAAUUCUUCAUCGACGACUACACCGACGUGAUCGCGCUUCUGAAGUCACUACAAGUAGUUGCUACGAAGUCCAACCGUAAUUACUCCUUGUCGGAUAUGCAAUCCUUCGUGCGGAACCCGCGUCCGUUUUUUCCGUCCCCAUCGCACGGGGUUCCAACGAAUGCGUUGUCCAAUUCAGUCGUGCGUAAAUCAUCCAGUCGCAUCAAUCUCCACAAACAUCUGACGCCUGUUCUGGAGGACCAAAUCGUGCCCACUGAUGUCAGUGGACAAAGCAAAGAUCGGGGUGCAUCUAUUUUUCGCCGGCGAAAGAAGAACAAGUGGCUGAAGCGCUUGCAACAACUUGGCGUGAUCGCCGUAUUUAUUGGCAUUCUGCGGUGGCGCAGCGCCAUGAAGAACGCUCAUGAGAAGAAGCUACUGACAUACUUUAUGGCUUCACUCGGUAUCGCGUGGUCUAUCCAUCGCGUGCGAUCAGAGUCACACAAGUGA
Hyaloperonospora brassicae is the source of this 2913-nucleotide messenger RNA. Lineage: Eukaryota; Oomycota; Peronosporomycetes; Peronosporales; Peronosporaceae. The record is from the annotation of a GenBank genome assembly.